This is a messenger RNA of Arabidopsis lyrata subsp. lyrata, 605 nucleotides long. RefSeq names its product 50S ribosomal protein L31, chloroplastic. The record is from RefSeq and is a predicted model, not a curated record. Gene Ontology annotation, biological process: translation. NCBI's taxonomy places the organism in Eukaryota, Viridiplantae, Streptophyta, Magnoliopsida, Brassicales, Brassicaceae. The transcript is spliced from 2 exons. Gene Ontology annotation, molecular function: structural constituent of ribosome. Bases 22 to 459 code for a protein of 145 amino acids. Gene Ontology annotation, cellular component: ribosome.
GAAAAUAGAAGAAGGCGAAAAAUGGCGGUUUCUCUCCCGAACUCGUUUCUUCAGAUUAACCCAUGUGUUCCUUCUCUGGAAUUGAGAAAGCCGGUUAUGGCGGCAGUGAAAGGAGGAAAACAAUCGGCGAGAAGAAGCAGCAAUACGGUGGUGCAAAUAACGUGUCGUAAGAAGGAUUUGCAUCCAGAAUUCCACGAAGACGCGAAGGUAUACUGCAAUGGAGAGCUGGUGAUGACGACGGGAGGAACAAAGAAAGAGUAUGUGGUUGAUGUUUGGUCAGGUAACCAUCCGUUUUACCUUGGGAAUCGUUCGGCUUUGAUGGUUGAUGCUGAUCAAGUGGAGAAGUUUCGUAAGAGGUUCGCUGGGCUUUCUGAGAUUAUGGAGAUUCCGGUGCUUAAAGGAGAAAUCGUUAUGCCUACUAAGAAAAGUAAAGGUCCUGGCAAAGGGAAGAAGAAAUGAUGAGCCAGAGUUUGUGUUUUUUUUUUUCUGGUAAAAACUUAUAUGCCUUUGAAUUUGUUGUCUUUUCUAUUGAAUGCAAGUGACAUCUAUUUGUUUCAUUGAGAGUGAGACUGAGAAAUUGGAAUUUGGUGCUCUGUGUUAUCACU